GCGCACCACCCGCACAUCGACACCACGACCAGCAUGAGCGGCGGCACGAGCGAGUACCUGACUCAGUCGGCCAUGAUGAGCUUCGGCCCGAUCAACGCGAUCCACCAGCACCUGUCGGGCCUGCACUGCUACGCCGACGACCGCACGUCCGUCGUAGCGGCGCACCACUUCUGCAGCUGCCAGAGCAAGGACGACGACGGCGUCGCUAAGCUGAGGCAGUGCGUCAUCUAUGACAGCGACAAGCCCGAUGCGCGCCUGAUCGGGAUCGAGUACGUCGCGUCCGAAGCGCUCUUCAAGUCUCUGCCCGAGGAGGAGAAGAAGUACUGGCACUCGCACAAGUACGAGGUCGAGAGCGGGCAGCUCGUGUUGCGGAGCAAGAACUGGGUCCCGCUCGCGGCCGAGGACCUCGCUGAGCAGCCGACGAUGCAGGAGCUUCAAACGACCUAUGGCAAGACGAUCCACACCUGGUCGGUCGACGAGCAUCCCGACGUGCCGCUCGGUCCUCCUCGCCUCAUGAUGUCGUUCACGGCCGACGACCAGGUCGACCCGUCCGUCAUCGCUGCGCGCGACGCCAACGAGGGCACGUCGCAGGCGCGCAAGCGGGACCUGCGCGCAGGCUACCUCGACCUCGGGUACGAGGUCGCGGCUGGUGCGGACGCGUGGGCGCAGGGCGGCAAGGGGCUCCGGUUCGAGCCGAGGGAGGUCGAGGUUGAGCAGCCGAAGGAGGGCAGGGCGACGGCGACGUGGAAGGGCCGGCAGAGCUUUGAGGAGGUGCUCGAGGGCAAGGGAGGGGAUCCGGCGCCGGCGGCUGGGUGUCACUGAGGGGUCUCGUGGGCGCUUCUCUCGCCAGCACUCGACGAGCUGUACAUAAGGGUCUUCACACGGCG
Rhodotorula graminis WP1 is the source of this 887-nucleotide messenger RNA. RefSeq lists its product as uncharacterized. The record is from RefSeq and is a predicted model, not a curated record. Lineage: Eukaryota; Fungi; Basidiomycota; Microbotryomycetes; Sporidiobolales; Sporidiobolaceae. Bases 34 to 822 code for a protein of 262 amino acids. The transcript has 8 exons.